Heteronotia binoei (common prickly gecko) is the source of this 1122-nucleotide messenger RNA. RefSeq names its product SWIM-type zinc finger 7 associated protein 1 (gene SWSAP1). Gene Ontology annotation, cellular component: Shu complex. Gene Ontology annotation, molecular function: single-stranded DNA binding. Gene Ontology annotation, biological process: double-strand break repair via homologous recombination. NCBI's taxonomy places the organism in Eukaryota, Metazoa, Chordata, Lepidosauria, Squamata, Gekkonidae. The record is from RefSeq and is a predicted model, not a curated record. The transcript is spliced from 2 exons.
AUGGCGGGGUCUCCUCCUCCUCCUCCUCCCGCCGGGGCGCUGCUGGUGCUGGGCCGGGCCUCGUCGGGCCGCUCCGCCCUGCUCUUCCGCGCCGCCCUGGCCGCCGCCGCCUCCUCCUCCUCCUCGUGGCCGGGCCGCGUCCUCUUCGUGGCGCCGCGGCCCCUCCAGCGCCUGCCCGCCGCCCCCGCCGCCGCCCCCGCCCGAGCCCUGCAGGAGGCCGCUGGGCCCACCUGAUCCCUCACACUCUCCCUUUCCUUCCUCCAGAGAAUCCAGUUCUUGUACCCGGCCUCCCUGCAGGAGUUGCUCCGGCUGCUGGCCUCCUUGCACGAGACCUGUCCCAGCAGCCUGUCUCUGAUGGUGCUGGACAGCUUGGAGGAAUACCUGGCCAGUUGCCCUGGGCCUCACGCGGCUGCCCAGCUGGCAGCCUUGCUGCUGGACACAGUGAACCACUUCAGCCAGAAAGGCAGUGCGGGGCCUGCCGGCUGCCGGCUCCUGGUUUCCGUGAGGCUCCCGGGAGAAGGUGGAGACGGAGCGGAGCAGCUCUCCGCCGUCCAGCGCUACUUCCUGGCCCAGUGCUGGCUGCAUCCGGAGACACCACAGAGCGGGAGUUCGGACGGCCAGGGGGUCACCAAGCUAGUCAGAGCGCGGCUCUCCCAGCCGGGGACCGAAGACCAGGAGUGGCUGCUGACGUUUGAGCCGCAGGAGGAGAUGAAGGUUUCUCCACUUCCAUGCCCAAGGGGUGGCGAGAGGCCACCUGCCACGGGAACUCACAGCAUCCUGGACCUUUGGUGGUUCUCCUGGACCUGAACCGUUGGCUCACUUUCUCUUCACAACUACUGUCUACCUCUGAACAGCCGUGAGCUGCACACCUCCUUUCUCCCUCCAAACACUGGGUAGACUUCUGUUUUGGUUGGGCUUGAAGACGGCUUUCCUUGAGGAAAUGGCAAAAAUGCUGGGUUUGGGGCUGCAAAGUCCUUGAGUUUCUCGAAGUGUCCUGAGCCCCAGAGGGUGGAAAGUACCGCUGAGGGCAAACACUGAAUAUGGCAGUGCCAGGAAAGGUCUCCAGAUAUUACUUCAGGAUGUGAAAAGAAUAAAUCCCACAAUGCGAUUUGAAUUCCAAAA